CCUUUCCUGUCCAUCCUGUCCCCCUUCCGGGAGCCCAUGGCCACAGCUGGCCCGGGGCAGACUCUCUGGGCUCGGGUGGCACCCUGAGGUGCCCAGGUCAGUGGGGCUCUCCCGAGCUGUCUGCCCAGCAGGAAUGGAGGGAUAUUUCCCAAGGGAAGGGCGUGAGCCAGGCUGUCCGAGCCCAGGGUCCGGGCAGCAGCUGCUUGGACACUGCCUGGCACCAGAGGGGCAAGAGGGCCCUGGACCCCGGUCUCUGAGCUGAGCAGGAACGGAGGCUGCCACCAGGCGUCAGCAGGGAGGUGAGCACCGGAUCUGCUAAGCCUUCCAGAGCCGCCAGCCAUGCCCGGGAUCGUGGUGUUCCGGCGGCGCUGGUCUGUGGGCAGCGAUGACCUUGUCCUGCCGGCCAUCUUUCUCUUCCUCCUGCACACCACUUGGUUUGUGAUCCUGUCCGUGGUGCUCUUUGGCCUGGUCUACAGCCCACAUGAGGCCUGCUCCCUGAACCUGGUGGAUCACGGCCGAGGCUACCUGGGCAUCCUGCUGAGCUGCAUGAUUGCUGAGAUGGCCAUCAUCUGGCUGAGCAUGCGCGGGGGCAUCCUCUACACAGAACCCCGCGACUCCAUGCAGUACGUGCUCUACGUGCGCCUGGCCAUCCUGGUGAUCGAGUUCAUCUAUGCCAUCGUGGGCAUCGUGUGGCUCACGCAGUACUACACCUCCUGCAACGACCUCACUGCCAAGAACGUCACCCUCGGGAUGGUCGUCUGCAACUGGGUGGUCAUCCUCAGCGUGUGCAUCACCGUGCUCUGUGUCUUCGACCCCACGGGCCGCACCUUCGUCAAGCUGAGGGCCACCAAGCGGAGGCAGCGCAACCUGCGGACCUACAACCUGCGGCACCGCCUGGAGGAGGGCCAGGCCACCAGCUGGUCCCGCCGGCUCAAGGUGUUCCUAUGCUGCACCCGCACCAAGGACUCGCAGUCCGACGCCUACUCGGAAAUCGCCUACCUCUUCGCCGAGUUUUUCCGAGACCUCGACAUCGUGCCCUCCGACAUCAUUGCCGGCCUGGUGCUGCUCCGCCAGCGGCAGCGGGCCAAGCGCAAUGCCGUGCUGGACGAGGCAAACAACGACAUCCUAGCCUUCCUGUCUGGGAUGCCCGUGACCAGAAACACCAAGUACCUCGACCUCAAGAACUCGCACGAGAUGCUGCGCUACAAGGAGGUCUGCUACUACAUGCUGUUCGCCCUGGCAGCCUACGGCUGGCCCAUGUACCUGAUGCGCAAGCCCGCCUGCGGCCUCUGCCAGCUGGCCCGCUCCUGCUCCUGCUGCCUGUGCCCCACACGGCCCCGGUUUGCCCCUGGCGUCACCAUCGAGGAGGACAACUGCUGUGGCUGCAACGCCAUUGCCAUCCGACGCCACUUCCUGGAUGAGAACAUGACAGCAGUGGACAUCGUCUACACCUCCUGCCACGACGCGGUGUACGAGACCCCCUUCUAUGUGGCUGUGGACCACGACAAGAAGAAAGUGGUGAUCAGCAUCCGGGGAACCCUGUCCCCCAAGGAUGCCCUGACCGACCUGACGGGCGACGCCGAGCGCCUCCCCGUGGAGGGCCAUCGUGGCACCUGGCUGGGCCACAAGGGCAUGGUGCUGUCUGCCGAGUACAUAAAGAAGAAGCUGGAGCAGGAGAUGGUCCUGUCGCAGGCCUUCGGGCGAGACCUGGGCCGCGGAACCAAGCACUAUGGCCUGAUCGUGGUGGGCCACUCCCUGGGUGCGGGCACCGCGGCGAUUCUGUCCUUCCUCCUGCGCCCACAGUACCCGACCCUCAAGUGCUUCGCCUACUCGCCUCCCGGGGGCCUGCUGAGCGAGGACGCGAUGGAGUAUUCCAAAGAGUUCGUGACGGCUGUGGUUCUGGGCAAGGACCUGGUCCCCAGGAUCGGCCUCUCGCAGCUGGAGGGCUUCCGCAGGCAGCUACUGGACGUGCUGCAGCGCAGCACCAAGCCCAAGUGGCGGAUCAUUGUGGGAGCCACCAAGUGCAUCCCCAAGUCGGAGCUGCCUGAGGAGGUAGAGGUGACCGCACUGGCCAGCACCCGGCUCUGGACCCACCCCAGCGACCUGACCAUCGCCCUGUCAGCCAGCACCCCGCUCUACCCGCCGGGCCGCAUCAUCCACGUGGUCCACAACCACCCCGCGGAGCACAGCUGCUGCUGUGAGCAGGAGGAGCCCACGUACUUUGCCAUCUGGGGCGACAACAAGGCCUUCAAUGAGGUGAUCAUCUCGCCGGCCAUGCUGCACGAGCACUUGCCCUACGUGGUCAUGGAGGGGCUCAACAAGGUGCUAGAGAACUACAACAAGGGGAAGACGGCGCUGCUGUCCGCGGCCAAGGUCAUGGUGAGCCCCACUGAGGUGGACCUGACGCCCGAGCUCAUCUUCCAGCAGCAGCCGCUGCCCACGGGGCCCACGCUGCCUGCCGGGCUGGCUCUGGAGCUACCAGCCGCCGAGCAGCGCAACAGCAGCGUCAGGAGCAAGUCCCAGUCCGAGAUGAGCCUGGAGGGCUUCUCCGAGGGCCGGCUGCUGUCCCCCGCGGUGGCGGUGGCCGCCCGCCAGGACCCUGUGGAGCUGCUGCUGCUGUCCACUCAGGAGCGGCUGGCAGCCGAGCUGCAGGCCCGGCGGGCACCGCUGGCCACCAUGGAGAGCCUGUCGGACACCGAGUCGCUGUACAGCUUCGACUCACGCCGCUCCUCCGGCUUCCGCAGCAUCCGCGGCUCGCCCAGCCUGCACGCCGUGCUGGAGCGUGACGAGGGCCACCUCUUCUACAUCGACCCCGCCAUCCCCGAGGAGAACCCGUCCCUGAGCUCCCGCACCGAGCUGCUGGCCGCCGACAGCUUAUCCAAGCACUCGCAGGACACACAGCCGCUGGAGGCCACCCCGGGCAGUGGCGGCGCCACCCCAGAGCGGCCCCCAAGUGUGGCCCGCGCCGAGGAGGAGGCGGUGUCAGCGGUGGCCGCAGACAGCGGCACGGCGCCCCUGGGGGAGCUGGCUCUGCACAAUGGCCGCCUGGGGGACUCACCCAGCCCGCAGGUGCUGGAGUUCGCGGAGUUCAUCGACAGCCUCUUCAACCUGGACAGCAAGAGCAGCUCCUUCCAGGACCUGUACUGCAUGGUGGCCCCCGAGAGCCCCACCAGUGACUAUGCUGAGGGCCCCCGCUCCCCCAGCCAGCAGGAGAUCCUGCUCCGUGCCCAGUUUGAGCCCAACCUGGUGCCCAAGCCCCCACGGCUGUUUGCCGGCUCAGCGGAGCCGUCCUCGGGCAUCUCCCUGUCCCCGUCCUUCCCGCUGAGCUCCUCGGGCGAGCUCAUGGACCUCACACCCACAGCCCUCAGCAGCCAGGAGUGCCUGGCGGCCGACAAGGCCCGGACCUCCACGCCCGCUGGCCGAGGGGAUGACCUGGUCAUCCCAGCACGCUAGUUGGCACUGUGCACUGUUGCCAGGCCAGGUGGCUCUGAGGGGCUGGGUGGCCUCAGCAUGGGCCGCCGCUGUGAGCUGGGUGUCCGCAUCCCUACCUCAGCCUAGAGCCCCCGAGCCAGGCGGCUGGGACCUGGCCCUGUGGGGCGGGGUGGGCGGCCGAGCAGGCUCAUCAGAGGGCAUCCCGCUCCCCAUUUCCGGGCAGGUGUGGGCAGCCGCCCCCCACCACCACACUCUGGCUGCUGGCCCCCGUGGCCCACGCGGGCAUCUGCCCUGCCAACCCCAGCUCCGGUGCCUGCUGGCCGGCCCCCGGGGGUGGUGUUGCCAAGGUGGCUGCAGUGCUGUGUUUACAGAAGCUGCCUGGCUCGGCCUGGCCCACACCACACAGCUCGUGUGCUUAGUCAAGGGGCUGGAGGUGGGCAGGGCCGCCCCAUCUCUGCCCCUCUGCCGGUGGUCCUGGGCACCCCAACCUGCCCUGCCUACCUGCUGUUUCCUGGCCCACCUUCCACUCCCAGGGACCCUGGCAACUCAAAGGGUGGUGGGCACUGCUAGGACCAGCCCUGGCUGCAGAGUCAGCGCCCUGGGAGAAGAGAAGGCGCCAAGCCCUUCCUCGGAGGCCCCCCUGCCCCCUUGCACACUCCCACCAUGCCCAGCAGUCUGGGCCUGGAAUCUGAAGCCAAAUGCACCCCUGCCCCAGCCUUUGCUGGCCUGGGCUCCCUGCAGGGACCCGGGCACUCCGUACUCCUGGCAGGAAGUGGGGCCGGAGCAGACCCUGCACCUGCCCAGGGGCGGGUCCCUCCCUGCCGGGCAGGGAGGCCGUGCAUGCUGGCGCAGGCACGUGUGUGCAUGUGCACGGGCAUGCGCCUUUCCUGGGGAACCCCGCGCCUGCCUGCCCACCCUGCCCACCCACCCAGAGGGCACGGGGUGGGGGCUCCGUCCUGGAGCAUGGUCCCUCCUGCCUGUGCCUCCCUGCCCUGACCCUGACCCGUCCCCGUGGUCGUUGGUACCUGGGCCUGGGUGCCCCCACCUCACACGGCUGGGGCCUGCCGCCGUGCUGCCCGCCUGACGCCAGUCCCAGACCUGACGAGGGAGCGGGGUCUCCCUCUUUCUCUGCCCUCCCGCCUUCCCCACUCCGGGCCCCCCACUGCCCAGCCCCUAAGCAAGACAAGUCAGUGGCUCCUGGAACCUGAAACCGUAGACCAGGCCUAGUCAGAGGGAAGCGCCUGCUGGCCCGCUGGGGCGAGGGAGGCCCCCUCUGCCAGGGAUGACGGUCCGGUCUGGGGCGCCCAGGCACGAGCCAUCAGGGACAGGCCCCCCCCAGGCUGCCGCUGCACCACGCUGCACACUGGGCUGGGGUCCGCACCAGCCUGAAGGACGGGGCAGCACGUCCCCAUCCGCGGUUGGGGCCUGAGCCACUCCUCAGCCCGGGGCUCAGACAGCUCCGACCCGCAGCACAAGCUGUCCGGCCGACCACCUCCGUACGCAACCGUGGCGGCGGCCAGCCAGUCCCUCCUGCACUCCACGUGCCAUUCCCGUGACUUUUGUACCUAAUGUAUGAAAGAUCCACACUAAUACUGCUGUACAGAGGACAGACAGAUGAAUAUAGCUUAUCUAUAAAUAUAUCUGUAUAUACCGGUUUCUGUAUAUUGUAUAGAGCUGUGUAUAAAUGGAUGUAGGAGCACGCUG
This is a messenger RNA of Chinchilla lanigera (long-tailed chinchilla), 5136 nucleotides long. RefSeq names its product diacylglycerol lipase, alpha (gene Dagla). The transcript has 20 exons. Gene Ontology annotation, cellular component: dendrite membrane; postsynaptic membrane. Bases 340 to 3453 code for a protein of 1037 amino acids. Lineage: Eukaryota; Metazoa; Chordata; Mammalia; Rodentia; Chinchillidae. Gene Ontology annotation, biological process: lipid metabolic process. The record is from RefSeq and is a predicted model, not a curated record.